Plasmopara halstedii is the source of this 195-nucleotide messenger RNA. RefSeq lists its product as uncharacterized. Bases 1 to 195 code for a protein of 64 amino acids. The transcript has 2 exons. Lineage: Eukaryota; Oomycota; Peronosporomycetes; Peronosporales; Peronosporaceae. The record is from RefSeq and is a predicted model, not a curated record.
AUGCAACAAAAGUAUCCAAAUGGAAAGCGUUCUAUUGUAGACGAAUCAGCGGGGCGAUCAUUACCUACAGUGCAUGUGAAAAAUAAACUUUAUUUGAACAUUUCGCACGCUUAUGCCUCCGAUGUGUCAGGGCAAUCGAAGAGUCGAGCGUGGAAAGACGUGCCCCGGCCCGGCUUCAAAGUUGGGAAUGCAUAA